CGUGGCUAUAGAAGUGUAGUUCUCUUGUUUUCUAGUGUAAAAAUUAUUUUAUAUGAAUUUCAAAUGGAUUAGUUACAGUGUCGCUCUGAGUAAACCAAAGAAACGUAGUUGAAAUAAAACUAAAAUUGCGAAAUUCUUAGAUUCAAUUACUUGCAUCAAAAGUGAAAUACAAGAAGUGUGAAAAGGGCCUAUGUGAAAUGGGAGAUAAGAUCUGCACUAUGUGAUAGCUAACGGAGCUGCAAAACACAACCAUGGCCAAAUGGACCCUGAAAUUCAAAGUGGUGGUGGUCUGUGUGGUGCUGACUCUACCUUACCUCGUUGUUCACACCCUCCUAAGUGGCAGGGGCGGCAAAACAAUGAAGACAGUCAGCAGUCAACUCGAGGGAAUUAGAGACAUUCGUUGGGCCCAAAAAGUGCCUCUUUCCGUUGCACAUUUAAAUACAUCGACGGGCAGCCGGAGCACAGCUGCGGGAACAGCAACGCCAGCGUCAUCUGCGUUCACGAGACACCUGCAUGAUGGGCUCUUGAAUGCCACGCGGUAUGCGAAGCCUGAUUUGCCGCUCAAGAAGAUUCUCUUCUGGAACAAGUUAAAGAAGUCCUCCUACUACGGCUUCGGGCCUGGUAGGGAGCCUUUCGUCAGGGCAGGAUGUCGCGUGAACGCUUGCACCGUAACGCGCAAUCGGUCCCUCUUCAGGCACGACCAGCUAGACGCCGUCGUCUGGCAUGCUCGCUCAAAGGACUUGUCACUGCCAAGCAAAAGAUCGCCUCAUACGCGUUUUGUGUUCCUGAUGAUGGAGCCGCCCGGCCACAUGCACGUCCUCCCCUGGAGACUAAGGAACGUCUUCAACUGGACGCUGACCUACAGGCACGAUGCUGAUAUCCCGAUGCUGAUUGGGCGCGUGCUGGAGCGAAAGCAAAAGGAUGUAAGCCUCAAACCUAUCAACUAUGCUGUUGGGAAGACCAAGAUGGCUGCAUGGUUCGUUUCGAACUGCAAAACUGACAGCAAUAGAUCCAGACUGACCAAAACGCUGCAGCAAUACAUCAGCGUCGACGUUUACGGCCACUGCGGUCCAUUCCAAUGCCCACGGUCGCGCUCUGCAAACUGCUAUUCACUGCUCGAACGCAAAUACAAAUUUUAUCUGUCAUUUGAAAAUUCGCUCUGUAAGGAUUACGUCACAGAAAAGUUCUUCAAGGUUCUCUUAUAUAAUGUGGUACCGGUGGUCUACGGGAAGGCCAACUACUCCAUCGCUGCACCACCACACUCAUACAUCAAUGUUUUCGAUUUUCCUUCCAUUAAGGACUUGGCGCAAUACCUCUUAUACCUCGACCAAAAUGACACGGCUUAUAAUGAAUACUUCUGGUGGAAGCCCUAUUACGACGUCCUGGCAGUAAACCCGUCGAAAGUGCUGGCCUGGUGCGAUCUCUGCGAGCGCCUGCACAAGGACACGGAGCCCAAGGUUUACAGCGACAUCUAUAAUUGGUACACCAAACAGGCAACUUGCAAGAAACCGAAGUACCAGCCGCGUUUAGAGGCUUUUCUGAAUGACGAAUCUAUUAAUAAGUUCAACCGCAGUGUGUUUGUGUAAGGAUCUUUUUUAUUCUGGUUACGUUUCGUAAAUGUAAAUGUAAAUAUAUAGAUAGAAUGAUGGGCAGAUAGACAGAUACAUAUAUAAAUAUAUGUAUAUAUAGCAUAUACAUACAAAU
Molecule: messenger RNA, 1704 nt
Organism: Penaeus chinensis
Lineage: Eukaryota; Metazoa; Arthropoda; Malacostraca; Decapoda; Penaeidae
Product: alpha-(1,3)-fucosyltransferase C-like
Exons: 10
Coding region: 252-1586 (444 amino acids)
Cellular component (GO): membrane
Molecular function (GO): alpha-(1->3)-fucosyltransferase activity
Source: RefSeq, a predicted model, not a curated record